Messenger RNA from Plectropomus leopardus (leopard coralgrouper), 584 nucleotides. RefSeq names its product guanylin-like. NCBI's taxonomy places the organism in Eukaryota, Metazoa, Chordata, Actinopteri, Perciformes, Serranidae. The record is from RefSeq and is a predicted model, not a curated record. Gene Ontology annotation, cellular component: extracellular region. Gene Ontology annotation, molecular function: guanylate cyclase activator activity.
CAUCUUGCAUCAUCUGAAAAUGAGAGUGCUCAGUCUUGUCCUCGUUUUGGCACUGUGUGUGUGCAGGGGAGCUCUAGGAGUGCAGGUCAAGGUUGGAGACAGGAGCUUCCCCUUGGAGGCGGUGAAGCAGCUGAAGGACUUGAUGGAUUUAGACGACAACGUUAACCCUCACCUCCCUGAGACAAGCAUCAUAGCUGUGUGCGCCAACCCAGUCCUGCCGCAGGUCUUUCAGCCAGUGUGUCAAGGGAAGGGAGCAGACAUGGUCUUCUCCCAACUUGUGUUCAUCAUCACGCCUUCGGAUCCUUGUGAAAUAUGUGCCAACCCCUCCUGCUACGGGUGUCUGAACUGAGGCUGCCAUCUGCUCGGCACGCAAGCACAUCGAUCGAGAGGCUCUGGGGCUGUCGUCCUCUAUAGUUUCUGCACACUUAUAUGUAUUAGGCAUCCACGGACAUCGGCAAAACACAUCUUGUCACCUAGCAACCAAGCCUGAUGGGUCUCAGGGCCCAGCGGUCAAUGUACUUGAUUUUAAUAGAUACAUAAUAAAUAAUACUCUGUUAUUCACCACGUUUAUAGGUAAAAGCUGU